This is a messenger RNA of Abrus precatorius (Indian licorice), 1362 nucleotides long. RefSeq names its product clathrin light chain 2. Gene Ontology annotation, molecular function: structural molecule activity; clathrin heavy chain binding. The transcript has 3 exons. Gene Ontology annotation, biological process: clathrin coat assembly; clathrin-dependent endocytosis; intracellular protein transport. Gene Ontology annotation, cellular component: plasma membrane; clathrin coat of trans-Golgi network vesicle; clathrin coat of coated pit. Lineage: Eukaryota; Viridiplantae; Streptophyta; Magnoliopsida; Fabales; Fabaceae. Bases 144 to 1046 code for a protein of 300 amino acids. The record is from RefSeq and is a predicted model, not a curated record.
UUUUAAAAAAUAUUAUUUUAAUACACUCGACCGCACCUCCCAAAAACCCCUUGACCCAUAAAACACGCAAUUUCAAUUCGGAAACGCCACCUCACCUCACCGGAGGGCUUCGCCGAAACUGGAGCAGUCGCCGGAAACUGGCCAUGUCAUCAUCCUUUGGCAGCUCCACCCAGCCGUUCGACGAAGACGGCGCCUUCGUCGGCUACGAUCCCCGGCUCCAGUCGCAGCGCUUCGACUCGUUCUCAAACUUCGACGCCGACUCAGUCAAGGACUCGGCUGGUGACUCGUCCCCGAUUUUCGGCGGUGGCUCGUACAGCGCCGGAGACGACGUGUUCUCUUCUCAGGCGGUGCCGGAGACUCCCUCCCCGCCGUCGAUCUACUCCGCCCCCAGCGGAUUCGAGGCGUUCUCUCCGGAGCAGAAUGGGGAGGGCGUGGACGGAAGUCUCGGCGCCUCCGGUGGCCCGAUCUUGCCUCCUCCGACGGAUAUGGCGGCGGAGGGGGGGUUUGCACUGAGAGAGUGGCGAAGGCAAAACGCGAUUCGAUUGGAGGAAAAGGAGAAGAAGGAGAAAGAAAUGCGUAUGCAGAUCAUAGAGGAAGCGAAAGAGUACAAAAUUGAGUUCUACAAAAAGCGCGAGGUUAAUGUUGAGAACAACAAGGCUUCUAACAGGGAAAGACAGAAGCUAUUUUUGGCAAGCCGGGAAAAGUUCCAUGCUGAAGCUGACAAAAACUACUGGAAGGCAAUUGGUGAACUUAUACCACAUGAAGUGCCUGCAAUAGAGAAAAGAGGGAAAAAGGAGAAAGAGAAAAAGCCAUCUAUUGUUGUAAUUCAGGGGCCAAAGCCAGGGAAGCCAACUGAGCUUUCAAGAAUGCGCCAGAUAUUACUGAAGCUCAAGCAUAAUCCCCCACCACAUAUGAAGCCCAAGCCUCCCCCAUCUUCAGAAACCAAAAAGGACGCUAAAACUGGACCCCCUGAUGGAGCUAGUACAAGUACUACGCCUCCCAGGGUUGUGCAUGUGGCAACUCCUGAGGCUGUUGCUGCAGCUUGAGGUUGAUGCUAUUUGCUGAAUCCAAAUGUGAAAAUUAGUUUGUCAAAUUUGUAAUGACCCAAGUCUGUGAGCAUCUUGUAUAGUUGUGUCUAGCAGUAUUUUAUGUAGAAAAUACCUGUAAUGGUUUUGAUUGCUUAGUAUUUUGGUAUGUUCUCCUUAGAGUUUAAUUUUGGCUGCGAUGUCCUGUUUGUGGCCUACCUAUAUUAUUAUUGCAGUAAAUAUGUUAUUAACGCGCACUGCUUUGUCCUUGAAUUUGGCAUCGUCUAAUAUUGGAUAAUUGAGACCCCUAAAAGCAAAAUUUUAGGGAUAUUUCUUC